AUGCCUCAGAAAACAGUCCUUGUAACUGGGGCCAAUGGAUUUAUUGGAUACGGUGUGUGCAGAGCAUUUUCGCUGGCAGGAUGGACUACAUACGGAAUGUUGCGCAGCGACAAAUCAAUUCCAGAUCUUAUCAAGGAAGAAAUCAUCCCCAUCGUCGGCACGGCAGCCAAUCCGACCAUUCCCCAGCAGCUGCCGCCCAUAGAUGUUGUCGUUUGCUGCUCUGGAGACCCAUCCAACUUCAAGGCUCACUUCGAAGACAUUACAUCCAUGAGUCAACGACUCAGCCAGAUCGCACGAGAGAAGGGUCAUGACAAACCGCUUGUCAUCGUCACCUCGGGCUGCAAAGACUAUGGCACGACUCUACGACAUGGCGACCCAGAUCUUGCACCACACACUGAAAGCAGUCCACUCAACUACCCGCCUAUACUGGCCGAACGUUGCGACGGUGCCCUAAAGAUGUUGAAGUUCACCGAUGAUUUCGAUUGCGUGAUUACCCGGCCGACCACUCUCUAUGGCCGAUCGAGCAGUUAUUAUUCUUACAUUUUCCAUCUGGCGGAACAGGCCAAAGCGCGGUCGGACGGAGUCAUGAAGAUCGCAUCAACGCCCAAUUCGAUCCUACACGGCACGCAUGUCGAUGAUGUUGGGGCUGCGUACGUGGCCAUCGCCGAGGCGCCUCGGCAUGUUGUAGCAGGCCAGGCAUACAACAUGUCCAGUCAUAGAUACGAGACUCUAGGUGAACUUGUACCUGCCAUCGAGCAAAGCCACGGAGUCAAGGUGGAAUAUGUUGAUCCAGAAGAAAACGCCGAAAUUGCAUAUACGAUACAGAUCCUAUUCAACUUUCCGCAGUGGGUGGGAUCGGACAAGCUGCGCAGGGAUACCGGCUGGACAGACAAGAAGCCCCUGUUUCAUAAAGGAUACGAGGUGUACAGGAGAGCGUAUGACGCCGCCGCCAAUGCAAAGUCGGAGCAGUAUGAGAGAGUCAUGGCAAUGGCUGUCGGCCAGUUUGGUGUGCAGCAGAGCUGA
This is a messenger RNA of Exophiala viscosa, 1023 nucleotides long. RefSeq lists its product as uncharacterized. The coding region runs from base 1 to 1023 and encodes 340 amino acids. The transcript has 2 exons. NCBI's taxonomy places the organism in Eukaryota, Fungi, Ascomycota, Eurotiomycetes, Chaetothyriales, Herpotrichiellaceae. The record is from RefSeq and is a predicted model, not a curated record.